AUCGCUCUAGCGUCAUGCCAAUUUUACCCUCAAUGAAUCCUUGUGCCCAUGUCUCUGUGCGCAUGCGUAUUCGGUUUUGGUGCUUAGUCGCGUAUAGUUCCGAACUGGUUUAACUAGUUGCUGUACUUCUGUUUCGCUAAUCGUUUCGGCGACGAGACGAGAUGGCACGCUCGAUUGCGUGUGUUAAAGCGUUGAGAAUUUUGAAGUUUCAAUGUUUUUUAUGCAAAUCGAAUGACUUUUGAGGAGAGCACGUAACGUAAAGCUACUAUUGCCCCUGAACCAAUAUAGCAGCUCUACUCCAACUGCUGCUACUGUUCAGAGUAGUAGCAUUAGCUCUUUCUAAGCUGAUCCCCCGGAUAUUAUACUGUUAUUAGCUGUUAUUAAAGCUGCGUACCUCGGUUGUUUAGAUAGGGCAUGAACCAGGUGGCGAAGGCUGGGCGGCUGGCUUGAGGUUGUGCUGGGGAGUAUACGGUGAAGUGGGCGAAGAGGGCGUGGUGGGUGCGCGCGGCAUAAGAGCGGAUGCUGGCGCUGGGGAUGUGGCCGCCAGCCCCCCGGCGGCGUGGGACGGGACGUCAAAGACCCUUGAGCAGCCGGAAUGCGUCUGUCAGUAUGUACGCUUACCACCGGGAGCGAUGGGCGGCAUUAUGUAUGUCAGUGCGGGUGGUGGCGGUCGUCCAUGAGUUGUGCAACUACGCACUGAAUACAUGGCCAUACCGCAUAGGUCGCGAUGUGUGCGGGCAUGUGCUUUGAAACGAGGUGUGCGGAACGGGACCGGCUGCCUUCUUUCAACAGUGCAGCUUGGGACUCAUUCGGGGUUGCGUAGAGGUUGGGCUCGUGAGGUUGGGCUCAUGUCGUUAUUUGGCGCUGACAAAGAAGCGAUAUUGGCGGCGGCAGCCGGCGCCGGGCCUAAGAUGCAGCACCGCACCGAAGGGACCCGUGGGAUGGUCCCAAACGUCAUUAGCUACUUCACUGCUGACGUUAUCCUAGUUCCAAACCCCCGUAGGAAAGGUGAAUGGGAUAUCGGGGGGUUCUGCUCGGGGCGAAACCACCCUCCGCCUUGGACGAGGCGCCGGAAAUAAUGGACCGAACGAUAAAGACGUCUUCGGUUAUGAAAAACCAGGGUUUAUACCCAGGUAAUACCUCGCAUCUGAGCGCUAUUAAGCUCGUGGCUUUUCGGUCAAUGAAAUUGCCAACGUUUGCAAUUGCAAUCAGCUUCCUAAAACCAUAACGGGAACUUUGG
Molecule: messenger RNA, 1240 nt
Organism: Volvox carteri f. nagariensis
Lineage: Eukaryota; Viridiplantae; Chlorophyta; Chlorophyceae; Chlamydomonadales; Volvocaceae
Exons: 4
Coding region: 705-1079 (124 amino acids)
Source: RefSeq, a predicted model, not a curated record